Messenger RNA from Papaver somniferum (opium poppy), 756 nucleotides. RefSeq lists its product as uncharacterized. The transcript is spliced from 3 exons. Bases 38 to 475 code for a protein of 145 amino acids. Lineage: Eukaryota; Viridiplantae; Streptophyta; Magnoliopsida; Ranunculales; Papaveraceae. The record is from RefSeq and is a predicted model, not a curated record.
GAAAGAUGUUGAUUAUGAGGAUGGCUUAGAGGACUGCAUGGUCAAAAUUCAUGCACCAAGUCUAGUGUCUCUCGUGUACAAGGGUAGUGUUGCAAGGGAAUACGAUUUAUCUAGCUUUCCAUUACUAGUUGAUGCAGAUAUCGACUUCGUAUCCGAAACUUUGACUGAAACGUGGGAUGCAAAGAUAAGUUACAGUGCAGGUGUAAGGGUAAAUGAGUUUCUUAGGGGCCUCACCAAUGUAAAUUGUCUAAAAAUUUCUGGUCAAGCCAUAAAGGGUCUCUCCUUUGCGGAUGAUCUCUUAAAAGAUCUGGCACCAUUUUGUAAUUUGAUCCAGUUGGAUGUGACUGGGGUUCUUGAAACUUCAGCCGAUACAGGGAUUUGUGCGUUGCUACAAUUGGCACCAAGACUUGAGUCACUCAUAUUUCGCGAGGGUUUACCAAUGGACCGAGCAAUGAAGAUGAAGGUUGGACGCUAAAGUGGGCAUCACUAGUACUGGCUGUUGAUUUCUACGCUUAAAAAGUCUGUUUGUUUUAGGGAGUAUGAUUGGAACCUGAGGGAUGAAUUAGUUCAGAGACAAUUUUGAUAAAUUUGAAAAUUCUGCAAAUGACAGUCAUUGAAUAGAUUUUGAGUAUGUGCGAUUCAAUAUUACUGUGUAAAUAGCACAAAAUAUAAUGUGUUGAAGAAAAAACAUGUACAGCAAGUUUGAGCCUCCUGUUGAAAGUAAUUUGAUAUAAAGAUAAAUGAAAUAAGCUCAAU